Molecule: messenger RNA, 2803 nt
Organism: Lagenorhynchus albirostris (white-beaked dolphin)
Lineage: Eukaryota; Metazoa; Chordata; Mammalia; Artiodactyla; Delphinidae
Gene: RBM14
Product: RNA binding motif protein 14
Exons: 3
Coding region: 473-2128 (551 amino acids)
Biological process (GO): mRNA splicing, via spliceosome
Cellular component (GO): cytosol; nuclear speck
Molecular function (GO): mRNA binding
Source: RefSeq, a predicted model, not a curated record
GUUAGCCACGCCCCUUUCCCGGGGGUCGGUCACUGCGCGGUUGGCGGUGGGGGCUGGGAGAAGUCCGCGGGAGUGAGGCCGGAGGUGUUGGGGGCGCGUUGGGUAGAGCCACCCUCCUCCCGUGCGGGCCAGGCACCAUUAACCAAAUGGGAGGAAGCGGCUCUGGGUGGGUGCGGCGGCCACUGCGAGCCGAGCUACGGGGCCGGGGACGCGCCUGAGAGACUUGGGAGGGUACCGGGGGCGCGCCUUCCACUGGUCUCCUGGGCCUGGCGCCGAACGGAAAUUGGGAAGUGACGGGCACAAGCCGGAUCAUGGAGCGGGGAAGAUUUCGCCACUUCCCCACUUCCUCCUCAGAAGUCUGUCAGAGCAAGGGAAAAGGGAAAAGGUGGGGGCUGAACCCCACCCCCCCAAGGCCACCGUCGUGUUCCCUCUCGAUGAAUGCUCCCGAGCGGAAGACUACGCGUUUGUUCACAUGGAGAAGGAAGCAGAUGCCAAAGCCGCCAUCGCGCAGCUCAACGGCAAAGAAGUGAAGGGCAAGCGCAUCAACGUGGAACUCUCAACCAAGGGUCAGAAGAAGGGGCCUGGCCUGGCUAUCCAGUCUGGGGACAAGACCAAGAAACCAGGGGCUGGGGAUACGGCAUUCCCCGGAACUGGUGGCUUCUCUGCCACCUUCGACUACCAGCAGGCUUUUGGCAACAGCACUGGUGGCUUUGAUGGGCAAGCCCGUCAGCCCACACCACCCUUCUUUGGUCGCGACCGCAGCCCCCUGCGCCGUUCACCUCCCCGAGCCUCGUAUGUGGCUCCUCUGACGGCCCAACCAGCCACCUACCGGGCCCAGCCCUCAGCGUCACUGGGCGCUGCCUACAGGGCCCAGCCUUCUGCCUCUCUGGGUGUCGGUUAUCGGACUCAGCCCAUGACAGCCCAGGCAGCCUCUUACCGCGCUCAGCCCUCUGUUUCCCUUGGGGCCCCAUACAGGGGCCAGCUGGCUAGCCCUAGCUCCCAGUCUGCCGCAGCUUCCUCGCUUGGUCCAUAUGGUGGAGCCCAGCCCUCGGCCUCGGCCCUCUCCUCCUAUGGGGGUCAGCCAGCUGCGGCUUCUUCGCUCAACUCCUAUGGGGCUCAGGGCUCCUCCCUUGCCUCCUAUGGUAACCAGCCAUCCUCUUAUGGGGCGCAGGCUGCCUCUUCCUAUGGGGUUCGUGCGGCUGCCUCCUCCUACAACACCCAGGGAGCAGCUUCCUCCCUAGGCUCCUAUGGGGCCCAGGCAGCCUCCUAUGGGGCCCAGUCUGCAGCCUCUUCACUAGCUUAUGGGGCCCAGGCAGCUUCUUACAGUGCCCAGCCUUCGGCCUCUUAUAAUGCCCAGUCUGCCCCAUACGCUGCACAACAGGCUGCUUCUUAUUCUUCCCAACCUGCUGCCUAUGUGGCACAACCAGCUACAGCUGCUGCUUAUGCUAGCCAGCCAGCUGCGUAUGCUGCACAAGCCACUACCCCAAUGGCUGGCUCCUAUGGGGCCCAGCCAGUUGUUCAGACCCAGCUGAAUAGUUAUGGAGCUCAAGCAUCAAUGGGCCUAUCAGGCUCGUAUGGGGCUCAGUCAGCUGCUGCGGCCACUGGCUCCUAUGGUGCUGCAGCUGCCUACGGGGCCCAACCUUCUGCCACCCUGGCAGCUCCUUACCGCACUCAAUCAUCAGCCUCAUUGGCUGCUUCCUAUGCUGCACAGCAGCAUCCUCAGGCUGCUGCCUCCUACCGUGGCCAGCCGGGCAAUGCCUACGAUGGGGCAGGUCAGCCGUCUGCAGCCUACCUGUCCAUGUCCCAGGGGGCCGUUGCCAACGCCAACAGCACCCCGCCGCCCUAUGAGCGUACGCGCCUCUCCCCACCCCGGGCCAGCUACGACGAUCCGUACAAAAAGGCUGUCGCCAUGUCGAAAAGGUAUGGUUCCGACCGGCGUUUAGCCGAGCUCUCUGAUUACCGCCGUUUAUCAGAGUCGCAGCUUUCGUUCCGCCGCUCGCCGACAAAGUCCUCGCUGGAUUACCGUCGCCUGCCCGAUGCCCAUUCCGAUUACGCACGCUAUUCGGGCUCCUAUAAUGAUUACCUGCGGGCAGCUCAGAUGCACUCUGGCUACCAGCGCCGCAUGUAGGGCCAUCCUGGGACAGGGCUCCACAGGGAGGGAAGGAGAGGAGAGGUGGGGUAGGGUGCAGGCCCAGGUUGUAACCACUGGCCCAUACCUCUCCUGUUUGCGGUUUUUCAUCCCCUCUACCAUGUGGGCCUUCCCCAGGAGACGAUCCUUUUGAGUGUUCGGCAGUAACCUACUUUAUUCCUUCGCCUCAGCAGCGAAUCUUGCUACUGGCUCUAGAUCUGCGGUUCCCCUCUCCCCUGCCUCCCAUCUCCCCAGGAUGGGAAUUUAUUUUAUGUUUUUAUUUUUUUCCUGGCUCCCUUUUAUUUUUGUGCGCGAUAUUUAAGGUCGUCUGGAUGGGGAAGCAACCUGCAGCUGAGGUCGGCGGCGCCUUUUUCUUUUUAGAUGUGAGGGAGGCCAGGAAAGGGUUAGCUUAACCAUUUCCUAUGCGCCAAGCUGUGCCAGUUGUCCAGGGGGCCCUGACUUUGUCCCUCUGUAGACUGUGUUGAGACUGAGUUCCUGUUGGGACAGUUGGUUGGUGUAUGUCCAGAUCCCUACUGACCCCUGAUGUUCUAGCUGAUGAUGUGCGGCACAGUCCACUUCCCCAUCUCCCCAAGUAGGUGGUGUUAGAAAACCUUAAUUUUUUUUCCCUUUUGUAUGGACUACAAAUAAAACUUGGGGCGAUUUGCAGUUUGGAAA